Molecule: messenger RNA, 1137 nt
Organism: Leptidea sinapis
Lineage: Eukaryota; Metazoa; Arthropoda; Insecta; Lepidoptera; Pieridae
Product: cilia- and flagella-associated protein 20-like
Exons: 1
Coding region: 68-1048 (326 amino acids)
Biological process (GO): regulation of cilium beat frequency involved in ciliary motility; cilium assembly; positive regulation of cell motility
Cellular component (GO): motile cilium; ciliary basal body
Source: RefSeq, a predicted model, not a curated record
GUCACGUCGACGUUAUGGUUUUGUUAAAACGUUGUACUGUUUAUAACAAUCAAUAGAAGUAUUAAAGAUGUUUAAAAAUACGUAUCAAAGUGGAUUACUUUCAAUAUUUUAUAGUUGUGGUUCAAAUCCCUUAGCAAUAUGGGAUAUGGAAGUACAAAACGGUCACAUAAAACGUUUGACCGAUUCAGAAGUUAACUCUGUUGUUCUAGAAAUAGUGAGUACAAAUGUUACCACUACAUAUAUAAGCUGUCCAAAACGAAACCUAUUGCUUGGUAUCAAACUACCAUUUCUGGUGAUGAUUGUCAAAAACAUGAAACGAUAUUUUUCAUUUGAAAUAACGAUUCUAGAUGAUAAAAAUAUGAGGAGACGAUUCAGAAUUUCAAACUUUCAAUCGACAACGAAAAUCAAACCUUUCUGUACAACCAUGCCAAUUGGUUUGUCAGGAGGUUGGAAUCAAAUUCAGUUCAAUUUAGCCGAUUUCACUCAACGGGCAUAUGGGACACAGUUUGUUGAAACGCUGCGCGUACAAGUACACGCCAAUGUUCGUUUAAGACGGAUUUAUUUUUGCGAAAAACUAUACUCUGAAGAAGAGUUGCCACAAGAUUAUAAACUGUAUUUACCUUUAGACCAAAAACUAAAAAAAGGGAAUUUGAGUAAAAAAGAUACGCCACCCGCGCGUACUGUAACUAAGGUAGUUCCAAGACGUGUUAAGCGUCAAGCCUCGUCUGUAAAGGAAACAGUAGCAGAAGUUUCUGUAAAAGCAGAUGUAGAUGAUAAUAACGAAGUUAAACUGAGUUCUGCAGCUAAGACGACAGUAACAACUGAAGGGGAUCUAGCUGAAGAGCCUGAAGAAAUUCAUGUAGAUAAAAAGGCAGACACAGAGAAUGCUGAACAAGAAGAUCCAUCACCAACCCCCACCAACGAAGUAGAAAGUAAAGCCAAAGAACAGCCUGCCAAGGAAGCUGAUAAAAUUCUUAACCCCGAUGCAGUAGAGACAACAGAAGAAGUAUCCACACCAGUACCGAAGUACAGUGCUGAAGGAGCAUAAUGUCCAUGUACAUGAUUAAAGCUUUUUAGCAUGUUGAUAUUAUAUUUUUUUUUCAAAUCACAUAAAUAUACUAAUGACGUUGUAAUUAA